Messenger RNA from Camelina sativa (false flax), 985 nucleotides. RefSeq names its product vacuolar iron transporter homolog 1. The record is from RefSeq and is a predicted model, not a curated record. Gene Ontology annotation, biological process: intracellular manganese ion homeostasis. Gene Ontology annotation, molecular function: manganese ion transmembrane transporter activity. Lineage: Eukaryota; Viridiplantae; Streptophyta; Magnoliopsida; Brassicales; Brassicaceae.
UUAAAGAAAAAACUCACACAAUCUCACCAUAAAUAGAACAUAAAUAGAACCUAGGCGUGUGUUCUCCACACUUCACCUAUAUCCUCUACCUUCUUAUAAUUCAGCACAAACCAAAAAGAAAAAGAAAGAGACAACCAAAUCAAAAGACUUUUAACCAUGGAAUCACAAAACGUGAACAACAGCUUGAACGUAGACAUGGAGAACAAUCAAGAAACGGCGUUCGACUACUCCAAAAGAGCUCAAUGGCUAAGAGCCGCCGUGCUAGGUGCCAACGACGGUCUUGUCUCCACGGCUUCACUUAUGAUGGGUGUCGGUGCAGUCAAGCAAGACGUCAAAGUCAUGAUCUUAUCUGGUUUUGCCGGUUUAGUUGCCGGAGCUUGUAGCAUGGCCAUCGGAGAGUUUGUCUCCGUUUACUCUCAGUACGACAUCGAGGUGGCUCAGAUGAAGAGAGAGAACGGAGGUCAUGUGGAGAAAGAGAAGCUUCCGAGCCCGAUGCAAGCUGCUGCGGCGUCUGCGCUAGCGUUUUCUCUAGGAGCAAUUGUGCCUUUAAUGGCGGCUGCGUUUAUAAAAGAAUAUAAAGUGAGGAUCGGAGCGAUCGUGGCGGCGGUGUCGUUGGCGCUGGUGAUGUUCGGGUGGUUAGGGGCGUUUUUGGGGAAAGCACCGGUGCUUAAGUCGUCGUCUAGGGUUUUGAUUGGAGGAUGGCUAGCUAUGGGAGUUACGUUUGGUUUGACCAAACUGAUUGGGUCACAUAGUCUGUGAUGUUUUGUGUUUACAUACGUACGUGAGUAACGUGAGUAAACUCUUCUUCAUGCUUCAUGCUUCAUGCAUCCCAAUUUAAGCGGUUACGUUUUUGUUUAUAGAUAAAGAAAGUGUGGAAAUGAACUUUGUGACUUGUCUUAUUUCGUGGGAAUUUGAUAGUAAUGAGAUAUCUCUUUGUAAGCAUUUGCGUUAUAUAAAUCUAUCAAAUGGAGCUUUUACCCAAUAA